AUGGCCGGUCGGAUGCCACCCAGAAUGGCCUGCUUGGUCCUCUUAUCGCGCCCGCCUCAAUUAACUCUCCAUGCGACAACACGGAGCACCCGCAGAAAACCGACGGCAUGUUCGUCCACUCGACGCACGUUCGCAACAACGCCGUCAUGUUGGUCUCAAUCGAUUGCACCCAAGGUCGUUCGCGGCGAGCCCAAACUCUUCUCCUCGGCCGAUGAAGCCGUUGCCGAUCUCAAAUCCGGGUCCACCGUAUUGUCUGCAGGCUUCGGGCUGUGCGGCGUGGCCGAAACACUUAUCCAAGCCAUCGCCCGUCGAGGCGCGCAGGAUCUGCACUCUCUCACAGCCGUGUCCAACAAUGCCGGGAUCGCUAAAGUUGGCGGACUGGCUCUACUGGCUGACGCGGGACAAUUGUCGCGACUUAUUCUAUCUUUUCUGGGCAGCAAUAAAACUCUUGAAAAAAACUAUCUGACGGGGAAAGUUGCAAUUGAGCUAUGCCCCCAGGGCACAAUUGCGGAGCGCAUCCGAGCAGGCGGCGCCGGUAUACCUGCUUUUUAUACUCCCACAGGAGUCGCGACGCUGUUGCAAGAAGGCAACAUCCCCGUGAGGCUGAGUAGUGACGGCAAGGAGGUUAUAGAACAUGGGAAGAAGAGGGAGGUUCGUGAGUUUAAAGGCCGGAAGUAUCUUAUGGAAGAAGCCAUCACCGGUGACGUGGCUAUCCUGAGAGCAUGGAAGGUCGAUGAGGCUGGCAACUGUAUUUUCAGGUAUACGACCAAAGCCUUUGGUCCCAUCAUGGCCAAGGCAGCUACUAUGACAAUCGUUGAAGCGGAAGAGAUUGUCCCGGUUGGGUCAAUAGACCCCAAUGAUGUUGAUCUGCCAGGCAUUUUCGUUGAUCGGAUUGUCCCAGCAACAGCAGACAAACAUAUUGAAAUCAAGAAGUUGCGAAACUUAGACAACAACAUCCCUGAAAAGGCAGAAUCACCGGAAAUCGCCCAGAGAAACCGGAUUGCUAAACGAGCCGCAAAGGAGCUCAAAAAAGGCUUCUACGUCAACUUGGGAGUUGGUAUCCCCACACUUGCUCCUUCGUACCUACCCAAAGGACAUACGGUUUGGAUACAGAGUGAAAACGGAAUAUUGGGCAUGGGCCCAUAUCCGACGGAAGAGGAGGUCGAUGCCGAUAUUAUCAAUGCUGGUAAAGAGACUGUGACACUUGUUCCUGGUGCCUCGACGUUUGAUAGCUCUGAGUCUUUCGGCAUGAUCCGUGGUGGCCACGUUGAUGUAUCUAUUCUAGGGGCUCUUCAAGUUGCUGCUAAUGGAGAUUUGGCGAACUAUAUGAUUCCCGGCAAGGUCUUUAAGGGCAUGGGUGGCGCUAUGGACCUCGUCUCCAACCCCAACAACACCAAGAUCGUCGUCGCUACGAGCCACGUUGCCAAAGACGGGACAUCGAAGAUUGUGCAAAAAUGCAAUUUGCCUUUGACUGGAGCGAAGUGUGUUGUCACCCUUCUGCCGAGAAGUUUCCAAGAGCUUCAGCGGCCGUGCGUAUUCGAGGUCGACAGGGAAAAGGGAGAGUUGACGCUCACCGAGUUGGCGCCUGGGGUUGAUGUAGAUGGGAUUCGGGCAAAGACAGACGCCGAGUUCGCCGUCGCACCGACUCUGAAGAGGAUAAGCAUGGAACGGGCAACCCCUUGCAAGAGUCCGCCAGAUGAGAAGCUCGAGGACGCUGCAUCUGCGCCCACGUUUUUCGAGUACGAGGCGUCCGCUGAGGUUCGCCGAAUUCUGCUCAAAACAGACAUCAGAAUACUCCCUAUCCUCGCCUUACUAUUUCUAUGCUCGUUCUUCGAUCGCACAAACGUCGGAAACGCCAAGAUUUUCGGCCUCGAGAAUGAUACGGGCAUUACUGACCACCAAUAUGACAUCGGCCUGGCUGUUUUCUAUUUGUUUUAUGUGUGCAGUGAAUUACCCAGCAACCUCGUGCUAAAGAAAGCUUCACCAAGGGUCUGGUUGCCUUUUCUCGCCGUCCUGUGGGGAAUAAUCACCAUGUGUCUGGGUUUCAUAUCCAGUUAUGGCUCCUUUGUCGCGGUGCGAGCGCUAUUGGGAGUUGCCGAGGGAGGUCUAUUGCCCGGAAUGGUUUUGUACCUGUCAGCUUUCUAUAAGCGCUCGGAUCUUGCUCUACGAAUCGGUCUGUUCUAUACCGCAGCGUCACUAUCCGGCGCUUUUGGUGGACUACUGGCAAGAGGCUUGGUGGAGAUUGGUCCCCGGGGUGGCCUGGAGGGAUGGAGAUGGAUUUUCAUCAUUGAGGGUUUGCUGACUGUCGUGUGCGGCAUCAUCGCCGCUGUCGGUUUACCAAACAGCCUAGCAACAGCGACAUUCUUGACUCCGGCAGAGCGCGAGUUGGCACAGGGGAGAAUCUUGCAAGACAAACCUUCACAAGGUGACAAUACAAACUCCGAGAGCGAAUCUCUCAAAUGGUCCGAAGUCCUGCGCGGCAUCACCGACAUUUCAAUGUGGCUUUCAGCGCUUGCAUAUUUUGCCAUACUAGCAGGAUUGUACUCAUUCGGUCUCUUUCUUCCUACAAUCAUCGAAGAUUCAGGAUUUACCACCAAUGCCAAUCGAGUGCAACUGUGGUCUGUCAUUCCGUAUGCCGUGGCCACGGUAUUUACCGUCCUCAUUGCAUUUCUAUCCGAUCGUCUUAAACUCCGCGGCGUCGUAAUGCUAUUCACACUGCCCUUUGCCAUAGUCGGCUACGCAGUCAUUGCCAACGUUUCCAAUGCCCAGGUCGAAUACGGUAUGACUUUCCUCAUGGCAACUGGAAUGUAUGCCAGCGUGCCCUGCGUUCUAGUCUGGAAUUCAAACAACUCCGCUGGCCACUACAAGCGCGCAACGACGUCAGCAAUGCAGCUUGCGGUCGCCAAUUGUGGCGGGAUACUGUUCAAUGUGCUCUGGUGCCACAAGGUCAAUCGCGAUAAGGCGAAUGGUAAGUAUGACAGGUAUGCUGGGUAUAACGAUGACCGGGACCCAAAUUUUAUGUUCGUUUUGUAA
Molecule: messenger RNA, 3033 nt
Organism: Talaromyces atroroseus
Lineage: Eukaryota; Fungi; Ascomycota; Eurotiomycetes; Eurotiales; Trichocomaceae
Exons: 14
Coding region: 1-3033 (1010 amino acids)
Biological process (GO): transmembrane transport
Molecular function (GO): succinyl-CoA:3-oxo-acid CoA-transferase activity; transmembrane transporter activity
Source: RefSeq, a predicted model, not a curated record